Daldinia loculata is the source of this 1659-nucleotide messenger RNA. RefSeq lists its product as uncharacterized. The transcript is spliced from 3 exons. Lineage: Eukaryota; Fungi; Ascomycota; Sordariomycetes; Xylariales; Hypoxylaceae. The record is from RefSeq and is a predicted model, not a curated record. Bases 1 to 1659 code for a protein of 552 amino acids.
AUGCCUCAACAGGCUGAAAACAGUGGGCUCAAAGGCCCUCGCGGGAUCAAAUUCUGCCGCUGUUGUUUUAUUGCAUCGACAAGGAACUCUCAACAACCUAGCACUACACUAGACUUCGAUGUCGUUACACACGGUCGGUACCAUCACCAGCUUAAGCGCAUGCAAAAGACCAUGGCCGACAUACAUGAAGAUAAGGCUACAAAGGCUGCAUAUGGCUCGCAAUGGGGGAUAGCCAAUCCAGCGCCACCACUUGAAACUAUCUCUCCGGCUCUCGAUUUAAUACUCUCGCGUCCAUUCGAUACAGCCCAUUCAGAAUAUGCCGGGUUGACCAACCUAAUGCACAGUCUCAUCCGUGACGGCGUACUAACUCCCUCAGCAGUAGAUGAAUACACACUCGAAUUACGAGCAUGGCCAUUUCCACCCGGUGGGCGGCGACUACAAUCACCAAAACAUCAUCUGGCCAGUUACAACAUGUCGUCCCAUGCUAUCUGGUCCAUCAUCAUCCCCCCCUUCCUUCGCAGCUGGCUCAGACCCCAUCAUAUAAAAGCCAACUUUUAUAGAGAGGCUUCUCAAGACCAUGAACCGAUUGAUAUUGUUAUCCAAGCUUGCACGGCAAUUGCCAAGAGUAACAGUCUUUUGAUGGGGUCUAAGUCAUUAAACACCAGUCGGAUUGACACUUUACGAAGUAUUAGGAAGGCUAGAGAACUAUUCAACCAGCUCUGUGUAUACGCAUCCAGAUCCUUGAAUUCGCGGGCAGGGUCUGUUAUGUCCGUCCAGGGGCAAGACAACCAGGGGACUGUUGGAGAUGAUAUAGCUGCCUCAGGUCGCUCGUUACAAUUCUAUAAGCGCCGGGUCCGAGAAACAAACAAACAUAAUAUCGAAAAAGCUCUUCUCAAAAAGCAGAAUGUACAAAUGACCAUACGCUUUAUCCUUCGGAACGCCUACAGCGAAAAGGACCCCGAUAUAACAGCCCAAUUACAGGAGCUUUAUACACAAUGCCCCACCCUAUUUAAGCAAGUGCUCUCUCGCGCUAAUCGAAACGAGUUGGCUGAUAUGGCUGAUGCUGAUGCUAAUGCCGAUGAUAUAGAGAAGGCCUUUGUGAUGUCUGAAAACAAUACACACGUCCAAACCGUAAUGAUUAACCGCGUUGACAGGAAAGAGCUUAUGCAAACCACACAUCCCAUUCAAGGCAAUAACCUAUUGCCUAUGAAAAACCGCCAAAUAUUUCCUUUAUUCAUAUCUAAACUCCGCGCAGCAUAUUAUCGCGACUAUGGCUAUCCCAUUUCGCACCCUACGGGAUAUGAAAAUAGCGACAAGAUCGCAUGGUCCCAUAAACUUGGGUUCAAUGAUAAGGCAACCAGGGUGCGGUAUGUCUUCAGCAGGGGCGAUUAUAUUCAAUAUAACGGCGGAGACUGCUUUGGUCGUAUCGAUCAGAUUUUCACAUUUGACGUCUAUGGUGAUACUCACAUCUUUGCAAUAAUUACGCCGUUGCAGCGAACAGGGGAGCGUGAUAGGUUGUUAGAACUGGAAGUAUUACGCGAAAUGGAAGACGAGCCAACUAUUAUCGGGAUUACAGCUAUCGAGCCAUUCAAACCAUACCUGGUCGAUGUUGCCAAUGUUGGCGUUGUUAAUGUAGACUGGAGCGUCCGUUGGUUAUAA